This is a messenger RNA of Cryptococcus amylolentus CBS 6039, 788 nucleotides long. RefSeq lists its product as hypothetical. NCBI's taxonomy places the organism in Eukaryota, Fungi, Basidiomycota, Tremellomycetes, Tremellales, Cryptococcaceae. Bases 49 to 570 code for a protein of 173 amino acids. The transcript is spliced from 5 exons. The record is from RefSeq and is a predicted model, not a curated record.
AACCACACCAACACCAACACCAACACCAACACCAACACCCAACUAACAAUGUUCACCAAGGUCCUCUUCGCUCUCGCUGCCUCUGUUGCUGCUUCUGCUACUGCUAUCAAGCGCGACGAGUCUCACUCUGUCAAACUCGUCAACAACUGUGGCUCUGGUAACGCCGUCUUCCUCUACGAGAACACCGGCCAGCAGGGCUCUACCACCGUCUCCGGUCCCCUUAAGGGCGGUGUUGCCUGGGUCGACGGCUUCUCCGGUGCCAACUGCCAGAGCUCCGGUGUCAACUGUGGUAUCGUCGAGUUCACUUUGAUCGACAGCAGCCACAAGGACGAGAACGGCAACUCGUACCAAAAUUCUGCCGACUACUCUCUUCUCAAGGGCUCUAACGGCAACCACCAGUUCACCUACAAUAUGGACUUUGCGCUUAGCUGCGACAACGGCAGCCCCGGUAAAUGUACCGGUGACUCUGCUGACGCUUGCCCUGGCGCCUACUUGGGCGAGGCUACUACUGGUGGCGCUCCCACUCAAUGUGUCGCCGACAGCACCGGCAUCACCAUCACUUUCUGCUAAGCGCCAUCAACGAGUCUUGGACGGCCUACUUUCUUCUAGUAUAGUCUCAUUGGCUCCAUAAGUGGUUCAGCGGUAGGAAAGAGAGUUAUCUAGUGUGCAAGAGAAGAUGAUUUGAAAGAUCAGAAGUGAGAAUGACUGACAGUUGGAAAGUGAAGCUGAAAUGAAUGCGUGCACGGUUAUAAUACUUCAAAUAUCUUUUCAUUGGCAAAUGACAGGCG